UAGUAUGAACAAGAAAUUUCUAUCUUCGGAAUUACCGAAGCGAAACGUGUGCUGUCCUUUGGCUUUGCUUCGCGUCGAGGGUUUCGGCUGAGAUUUCUAGAACGCGACGAGGUUGCUAGAAAGCGAGAAUAUAUGUCCCGAUCAAUCAAGCAGGUCGGCUCUCAAGAAUGUCGCGAUUGCAACUAGCCGUCCCUCGCUGUCUCUCAUCAAUCCUCGUCCUCGCCGUGCUAUUGUUGCGCCAAACCCAUGCGGACGUCGGCACCGCCGGUCACUACGAUCCUCCAUAUACGCCGACCGCUUGCUUCGGGUACAACCCUUUGCAGUUUCCCUCGAGCUUCCUGUUCGCGGCCGCCGGGGAAGGGAUUUGGGACAACGGCGCCUCUUGCGGGAGGCAAUAUUGGAUCCGCUGCAUAAGUGCCGACCGGCCAAAGACCUGCAACCCUGCCCGGCUGAUCCAGGUCAGGGUCGUGGACCGGGCACUCAGCGCCGUCUCCCGGUCCUCGUCAAACCACGCCACCCUCGUCCUGUCCAAGACCGCGUUCCAGGCCAUUGCGAAUCCUUCCGCAUCGUCCGUCAACGUCGAAUUCGUACAGGUUUGAAGCGACCAAGAUGAUGCUUUGGAAGCAAAGCAAAUCGGACACCGGCAUAUAUUGUACACUUCGAUAGCAAGCCAUGAUACAUGCUAAGAAAUCAUCAUACAAGCCGAAAUUAUGUAUAUUUAUUCCCAACUCACUAUAGUAUACUCCGCCAACUUUAACUCGAGUCGCAACAACUGAAGGGGGUGUACGUGAUGUUAUUAUAA
Messenger RNA from Rhodamnia argentea, 802 nucleotides. RefSeq names its product EG45-like domain containing protein. The transcript has 4 exons. Bases 168 to 599 code for a protein of 143 amino acids. Lineage: Eukaryota; Viridiplantae; Streptophyta; Magnoliopsida; Myrtales; Myrtaceae. The record is from RefSeq and is a predicted model, not a curated record.